GAUAGUUCCUUGCUUGAAUUCCAUAAAAGCGUCAACCACUCUUACCUAAAUCACCACUUGGAUUUGCGAAGCAUGGAGCGACACACUGCCUUCACUGCACUACGUGCAUUGCUUCUCAGCGUUUUGCUAGUUCCUGAUGCCAGCUGUUUGGGCAACUAUACGAGGCGACUGGAAGUCUACGUAAAUUCGUUUUCUUGCAAGACAGACUGCAUCUGCUCUACACUAGAGGCACCGACCCUUGCAAAUGCCUGUGGCUUCUCGAAGCAACCCUUCUUCAUGACUACAGUAGAGAGACUACUGGAGAAGCAGUGCGACCUGGUGGACCCGCUUUCCUGCCCAGACACAGGCAAUAAACUCGCUGAUGAGGUCGUCGAUUUUGUUGUUAUUGGUGCCGGGACUGCUGGCUGCGUUAUGGCAAACCGUCUCACCGAAAACGAGGAUUGGAAAGUGGCGCUUCUAGAAGCUGGGGGGCCUGAACCCACCGGGACACAAUACCCAGGCUCCUAUUUCGCGUACUCUAAACCUCCACCGCAGUCGAAAAUCAACUGGAACUUCGAGACUGAGCCCCAGGAGAAUGCUUGUCUGGGCAGGCCGGGAAAAAGGUGCAUGUGGCCUAGAGGGAAGGUGAUGGGUGGGACUGGCGUCCUGAACGGGAUGAUGUUUAUGCGCGGAAAUCGAAGGGACUACGACAACUGGGCAGCAGCGGGAAACACUGGCUGGGACUACGAGUCAGUGUUUCCAUACUUCCUGAAGUCGGAAGACAACCAGCAGAUCGGUGACGUGUAUAAGAAGGAAUAUCAUGGCCAAGGCGGUUAUCUUACGAUAGGACAAUUCAACGAUCACCCUAAGAUGGCAGACGAUAUAAUGGAAGCAGCAGCAGAGCUCGGUUACCGUUCAAGGGUAGAUCUGAACGGGGAGAGUCCCAUCGGUUACACGAUCGCUCAGGCAAACAACAGGGACGGCGCUAGGCUCAGCACCAACAAAGGUUUCAUCAGUUCCAUUCUGGACAGGCCUAAUCUCUUUAUCAGCAUGAAAUCUAUGGUAACCAAGAUUGUUAUUGACAAACGCACAAAGAAGGUAAAAGGCGUCCAAUAUUUUAAAGAUGGGCGAUACAGGAUGAUCCGUGUUAUGAAGGAAGUUAUUGUGAGCGCAGGAGCACUUCAGUCUCCGCAGAUCCUCAUGUUGUCCGGCAUCGGACCAAAAAAUCACCUAAAACAUGUCGGUGUUCCUGUUAUUCAAGACUUACCGUCGGUUGGAAGCAAUCUCAUGAACCAUGUUUCAUACAGUGUCAAUUUUAUCGUUCACAACUCCUCAAGCUUUGAAGAUCUGAAUAUGGACACCUUGACGCAAUACCUCAGCACGCGUAAGGGACCAAUGUCGUCAACAGGCAUGUCACAGGUGACCGGCCUGAUCCGCUCGAAGUACGCUGAACCAGAUCUCCAGGACAUCCAAAUGUUUUUCGAAGGAUACUUGGGGAACUGUUCUGUGACUGGGGAAAACGACGAGCCGCUCCGAACAGGAACCAAACGCUCUGUGACUAUCACCCCCGCACUUCUGGUGCCCAAGAGUCUAGGUUACGUGCGACUACGCGACAAAUCGCCCUUCAGCCACCCUCUGUUUCAUCUCAACUACCUCUCCCACCAGAGUGAAGUGGACGUUCUAGUGGACGGCGUCAGGAAGGCGAUCCAGUUGUCAGAAACAAAGGCUUUGAAGGAGUACCAGCUGGAAUUAGACAGAACACCUGUUAAGGGCUGCGAGAAGUUCAAAUUCAACACUGAUUCGUACUGGGCAUGUGCCAUUAGGACCAUGACUAAUGCCGAAAACCACCAGGCCGGGACGUGCACCAUGGGACCAUCUCCAAAUAAAGCUGUGGUUGACAGCACGCUCAAGGUUCAUGGUAUCAAGGGCCUUCGUGUUAUAGAUGCUUCGAUCAUGCCGAACGUAACUCGAGGCAAUAUCAAUGCUCCCAUUAUUAUGAUCGCAGAGAAAGGAUCAGACUUAAUAAAGGCUGACUGGAAAUAAUGAAUUGCUAAGCCUGCUCAUGAAAGAAAUAUUUCGGCUUGUGCCGAACUGGUGCAAUAUUUCAGUAAACAUUUGUACUUUAGACUCUCUUUUUCCAACCUUAUCAAUUUCAAGAUGUGUUUACUUCAAACUGGCUGUGAGAACAAUAAAAUAAGUCAUGAAUACAAAAACAAAA
This is a messenger RNA of Zootermopsis nevadensis, 2197 nucleotides long. RefSeq names its product glucose dehydrogenase [FAD, quinone]. NCBI's taxonomy places the organism in Eukaryota, Metazoa, Arthropoda, Insecta, Blattodea, Termopsidae. Gene Ontology annotation, molecular function: oxidoreductase activity, acting on CH-OH group of donors; flavin adenine dinucleotide binding. The record is from RefSeq and is a predicted model, not a curated record.